This is a messenger RNA of Gadus chalcogrammus (walleye pollock), 2913 nucleotides long. Its product is annotated as zinc finger protein 391-like. NCBI's taxonomy places the organism in Eukaryota, Metazoa, Chordata, Actinopteri, Gadiformes, Gadidae. Gene Ontology annotation, cellular component: nucleus. Gene Ontology annotation, molecular function: RNA polymerase II cis-regulatory region sequence-specific DNA binding; DNA-binding transcription factor activity, RNA polymerase II-specific. The record is from RefSeq and is a predicted model, not a curated record. Gene Ontology annotation, biological process: central nervous system development; regulation of transcription by RNA polymerase II. The coding region runs from base 980 to 2443 and encodes 487 amino acids. The transcript is spliced from 5 exons.
UUGGAAACUAUUCAACAAGACUAAAUCUGUAGCCUAUUCCAAUUACAAUAAGUAGCCAACUUAUCGGACAACAAUAAUCAAACAAAGGCAGUUGGCUAAAAGUGGGCAUUAAACGGUAUAACUGUUUUGAAAAAACGGGGGAAAAAAGGCCGACAUAUAAUGCCUAUAGGCUGCAGCCGGCGCGCGGAAAAGGCUCGCAACAAAAAGAAGAGCCACCCAUUUACAAACAAUUGCAUGAACUAGUCUAUCUAAAAGCAAUACCUUAUUGAACAUAUAUAAGGCUGAACUUGUUGCUAAAAUAUCACAGUUUUGGCAAAAUGUAACGACUCCAAGAGGCACCAAGCCGAAAGAAAAGCGGAGCGAGAGACAACACAUUAAGAAAAAAAAAGAGCGACUCACAUACGGUGGUGACUGUCCCUACUGUCCAUAGCAUAACUCCAGCCUACAUAUUUUUAUUUAGGAAUAUAAGCAUGUUAACAUGCUCGCGGGUCAGACGCGAACGCAGCCUUGUAACUGUCAGUCCAGCAGCAGAAAACACCCGCUCUGACGGGACCGAAGUUGCGGGGAUGCAGAGGUAUUGUCGCGCUAACUUUGACAGGAACCUUCUUCCAUUCACUUUCCACCAGUCGGCAGGGUGGUAUUUCUCCCACAUAGUGAUAUUCAAUUAAAUGCUUCAAGACUCACAGUAUGCAACACAACGUCCUUUUGAUCGAUAACAAUAUAAAUUGAUCGACGCAUUUCUUAACGAUCGAUUAUCGAGCAUCGAUUAAUUAUGCCCAUCCCUAGUCAAAAUAUAAUUAUUGUGCUUGCCUCGCAUGUCAUGUGGUGCUCAGAUCAUUUUGCGCUGGUGUUCGUUGAGUGUCCUUAACCUGGCCAACCACUUGAGCUUUGAGUCUAGGGAGGAUGGUGCUGGAGGAGACGUCCCUCUCCAAAACUGUGAAUCUUUGUCAGCAGUACACAUUUUAAACCCUCUGUGUCAAUGUUGCAUACAUUUAAAGAGUUUCUUUCACGUGUACAAAUACAAAAUGCCUCCCUUUAUGCAAUAUCUAAAUGUAAAUAUACUUUUUCCUUUUUUUCUGCCUCUGCAGAAGACUGCGAUGCCUUUGGAGACCGUAGCACUCAACGUGGCGCCACCUCAGAGAUUCUGGGUGUGGACGCCCCUGGCUCCUCCCACAUGUCCAGCCACAGCGAGGAGCUGAAGAUUCUGAGCGUCUACGGAAAAGGGGAGGGCCCACUGGCGGUGGACGGCCAUGACACCCUCUUCACCGCGUCAGAAGUGGAGGCCCUGAACUCGCUGCCUGCGGACCACAGCGCGGCCAAGAGCCUGGAGCGCGGCGAGCGGCUGAUCUGCCACGAGGAGCUGCGUGUGCAGCAGCAGACUCCAGACACCAUUUCAAUCAAGGUUGAAGAGGAUAUUGGUGGAGGCUUGCCCGCCGUGGAAGACUGCGAUGCCUUCGGAGACCGUAGCACUCAGUGUGGCGCCACCUCAGAGAUUCUGGGUGUGGACGCCCCUGGCUCCUCCUCCCACAUGUCCAGUCACAGCGAGGAACUGGUGCAGCAAACCCCAGACACCAUUUCAAUGAAGCUUGAAGAGGAUAUUGGUGGAGGCUUGCCCGCUGGAGAAGACUGCGAUGCCUUUAGAGACCGUAGCAAUCAGCGCAACGCCACCUCAGAGAUUCUGGGUGAGGACGCCCCUGGCUCCUCCCACAUGUCCAGUCACAGCGAGGAACUGAAGAUUCUGAGUGUCUACGGAAAAGGGGAGGGCCCACUGGCGGUGGAUGGUUGGUGGAAGGUUUCUCCCAACAAUGCCAAUAUGAUCGUACACAUGAGGACCCGACCAGACGAGAAGCCGUACGGGUGUGACCAAUGCACGAAGAGCUUCAGUCAGAAAGGCAACCUGAAAAUCCACAUGAGUACGCACUGCGGGGAGAAGCCCUACAGGUGUGACCAAUGCGCAAAGCACUACAGUCAAAGCUACACCCUCAAGAUGCACAUGAGGACCCACACCGGCGAGAAACCCCACAGGUGUGACCAAUGCAGGAAGCGCUUCAGUCAAAGUGAACACCUGAAGAGCCACAUGAAGACUCACACCGGGGAGAAACCCUACAGCUGUGACCAUUGCAAAAAGUGCUUCGCUCGGCAUGGCGACCUGAACGUCCACAUGAGGACUCACUCCGGCGAGAAGCCCUACAAGUGUGACCAAUGCACGAAGCGCUUCAGUCGGACAAGCCACCUGAAGAGCCACAUGAUGACUCACUCUGGCGAGAUGCCCUACAAGUGUGACCAAUGCACGAAGCGCUUCAGUUGGACAAGCAGCCUGAAGAACCACAUGAGGACUCACUCCGGCGAGAAGCCCUACAGGUGUGACCAAUGCACGAAGCGCUUCAGUCAUGGCUCCUCCCUGAAGAUCCACAUGUCGACUCACACCGGGGAGAAGCCCUAAAAGUGCGACCAAUGCACGAAGCGCUUCAGUCUGACAAGCAGCCUGAAAAUCCACAUGAGGACUCACUCUGGGGAGAAGCCCUGCGUGUGUCUGCAGUGCAACGUUGGCUACAGCGACCCAAGCAAUUUGCGUGUGCACAUGCUCAAGCACACUUUGACGCGGGGUAACGGGACGCUUUGAUUGAGACCUCUGUCCUGUAUUGGUUGAAAUUACUGCUUUUAGUUUUUCUUUUCAUCACGAUUAAACGCUUCGUACCUUCGAUUCACUUUCUGUUUUUAUUAAUUGAUGUCCGUGUUGAAUAACUUAUUUCUAGGACACUUCUGACAGCAAAAUAUUUGAUUUAAUGUAGAGCUUGAUCAGGGGAAGAUACAGGAAGCGAAGUUACCAAGCAUACAGUCAAUGAGACGAUGGGUGUACAUGAUUCUUAUAGGAAACGUUCACAUCGUGGGUAAAUACAAAAGAAACAAAGG